Messenger RNA from Petromyzon marinus (sea lamprey), 2300 nucleotides. RefSeq names its product zinc finger CCHC-type containing 8 (gene ZCCHC8). Gene Ontology annotation, cellular component: catalytic step 2 spliceosome. The record is from RefSeq and is a predicted model, not a curated record. Gene Ontology annotation, molecular function: RNA binding; zinc ion binding. Gene Ontology annotation, biological process: RNA processing. NCBI's taxonomy places the organism in Eukaryota, Metazoa, Chordata, Hyperoartia, Petromyzontiformes, Petromyzontidae.
GUGACGACAUCGCCGCAUAUAUAAAAGCGGCGAUGGGCGGGUCAUAGGUCACCACAAUGGCCGCUACCGGCAGUGGGAAGAAGGCUGAGCAGGAGCAGCAGCAGGAGGAGAAGGAGGAGGAGGAGAAGGAGGAGGAGAAGAAGGAGGAGGAGAAGGGCACAGCCGGCGAGGAGACGGAGCGCGGCGAGGUCCAGCUGCGAGCGCAGCUCGCCCGCCUGCAGGCCGACAAUGAUCAGCUGCGGAGGCAGGUGCAGCUACUGCAGCAGAGCAGCGAUCUGUUGAUCCCAGAUCCGGUGAAGGAUGGCCCUUUCCUGCACGUCCUCUACAUGGACGGCACGCGCAGCACGUACUGCCAAGCUGAGCUGGAGGGGAUCCUUCUGCAACUGAUGCAACAGAGUGGAGGGGAGCGGGAUCCCAUUCCAUCGCAGCCCUCCAGCGUGGUCCUGGGGAAUCGGACCAAGGGGAAAGAUACAGGCGCCUGCAUCAAGGUGGUGAGCAACGUGCGGUAUUAUCGCUCGUUCUGCUUGGACAGCAUCGGCCGCCCCCUUCUGCGCGGAAAUCCCGCGAUCACGGAAGGCUGGAACAUCCCGCAGUAUCAGACGAUUUUCAAGCAAAUCUUAUCCAACGAAAUCAGCGAGGGGCAGGCAAAGCCCCAGAGGCCCAAGGGGAUUUGCUUUAACUGCGGCUCCGAGGAUCACAUCGUGCGCACCUGCCCUCAGAAGCGAGAUUUGGCAGGGAUAAACCUGCGGCGCCGUCAGUUCGAAUCGUUCAGCAAUUCUCCGAAGUCGAGGAAUCCCCAGCGAUAUCACAACGAGCAGGAGGAGCGUUUCGCGCACUUCAAACCCGGCGUCAUCAGUGAGGGUCUCCGUCUGGCCCUGGCGGUGGCGCCUGGGCAGCUGCCACCGUACAUCUACCGCAUGCGCCAACUGGACUACCCACCGGGCUGGCUGCGUGAGAGCUGCCAGGAGGGCUCGGGCAUCACCAUCCACGGGGACCUGAGCGACGGAGAAAUCGAUGAAUUGGAGGAAGCGGAAAUUGAGAAACAGAAGCGGAAAGCCUUCAACCCCACCAAGCUGAUCUCCUACCCAGGCUUCAACGUGCCCCUGCCUCCAAACACGCUGGACGACUGGCGCACGUUCAAUUCGUGCCCCAUGCAGCCGCAGCAGUUGAAGGAGGCGAUGAUUCUGCGAUUGAAGGAGGCGAGCAAGAAGGUGAAGCGGACAGCGCCAGCGGAACAGGGCGCCCACACCACGAAGAAACGGCGCUCGCGCGCCAGCGACGGCGUCACCUUCGACAACAGCGACAUGGAGACGGACUCCGAGCCGACGUCCCGCGAGGCGCCGGCGUGGCCCCCGCUGCCGGCCUCUCCCGGGUUCCGUGCCCCUCUCCCGCCGUCGACGCCCACUGUGCCGCGCAGCAGCACGGGCGGCCCCGGCGGUUCUCCCACGGCCCCGCCGCUGCCCCCCGACGUGACGCCUCCCCCGCUGCCCAAGGACACGCCGCCCCCCUCGCCGGCCACGCCCGGCGUGCGCUCUCGCGUCGAGGCCGGCGCCCCGGAGGAGGAGGAGGAGGAGGAGAAGGAGGAGGAGGAGGCGCUGUCUCUGGAGGACCUGGAGGAGCAGCAGCGCCUCAUACAGGCGGCGCUGGAGCAGUCGGAGGGGGCCGCCGAGGGCGCGAACGACGCGGGCGACGUGAAGCCCGGCGGCGUCCAUCCCGCCGCUCCCAGCCGGCCCUGGCGUGCGCCGGCGGGCGUACGGAGAAGUCCGCGGGUCAAGGUGGAGCGGGAGGGCGGUCCGAGCGUCCCUUGCGAACGUCGGGAAGCUCCGCGCGGACGCUCGCCUUCGGCCGCCGACGCCGAGCCGUCGGCCGAGCCGUCGCCGGAGUCGCCGGGGGAGCCGUCGGAGGAGCCGUCGCCGGGAAGCCCCGCGGUGGCGGGAGGCGAGGGCGGCGGCGGCCUGCCGGGCUCCGUCGGAAACCCGCCGAAAGCUCCCGCGCUCGACGAGGAGAUGGCGAUGGUGUUCGACGUCGCCGACGACGACGACGAGGCGGAGGAAAAGGCUGAAGCCGCGGGUAGCGACGACGAGGCGGAGGCGGUGCCGUGGCGCGUGAAGAACGCGCAGCGCGGCGUGCCGGACAGCUCGAAGUUUGCGGCGGGCAUCACGGACUUCAGUCACCACCUGGAGGAGUCUGGACAGCCCACGGGGCUGUACGCCCGCCUCAGGAGCGUGCUGCAACGCGCGCCUCGCAAGGCGGCCAAGAAGCCGUGAGGCCGCAUGCGUGCGGGGGGGGAGUGUGGGGAG